Molecule: messenger RNA, 1377 nt
Organism: Penicillium angulare
Lineage: Eukaryota; Fungi; Ascomycota; Eurotiomycetes; Eurotiales; Aspergillaceae
Exons: 1
Coding region: 1-1377 (458 amino acids)
Source: RefSeq, a predicted model, not a curated record
AUGGUUGGCUUCAACCAAGCCACAAGCGCGGUCAUAUCCGUUCUAUGUACCUUAAGCGCCUCUGCUUAUGCUGGAGCAACUGGCACUGCCCCUGCCCUCCCGGCAGCCACAGUGUUCGACAACGCAAAUGGCGUCGUCGGGGGUGUCCACCGUCCUGCAAAGCACAGUCCUCGAUCAAGAGUUGCAGUAUAUGUGAUGCAUGCAGAAAGUGACUACAUGUCCUUCUCUGCUUGUACUCAACUUGCGGAAAGAGGCUUCACCGUGUUCUGCGCCAACAAUGCAGCCGAUAAGACGGGGCCAAUGUCCGAUAUCUAUUUCGAAGACGAGAUCCUACAGGUUGACGUGGGCAUGCAGUAUCUGCGCAACUUAACUGGUAUUGAUAAAGUUGUACUGUUUGGACACAGUGGUGGUGGUGCCAUGAUGGCUGCGUACCAAAAUAUUGCUGAGAAUGGCGCUUCUGCUUGCUCAGGCGAGGAAAAGAUUCACAAGUGUGGAAGUGCACUGGACGGAAUGCACCCUGCUGAUGGAAUUAUCUUGAUUGAUGCGAACUAUGGCCUUGGUUCCAUGCCUUUGCUCAGUCUCAACCCAGCCUUAACUGGCCCGCAUGGUUCAACUAUCAACGAGAGUCUCAAUCUUUUCAACCCGGCAAAUGGAUUUGUCAACGGAUCUAUUUCCAACUACACCUCCGAUUUCAAGCAACUAUAUCAAGCCGGUGUUGUGAAGAGAAACAACGACGUUAUAGAAUAUGCCAAGGGUCGCUUGGCUGCUAUCGAGAAUGGAACUGCCGGUAUGACCGAUGAUGAGCAGUUCUAUGUGAACGAUAUGGCAUAUGGAGUCACUAGCAACAAGUUCUUUGCUCAAGAUACCAGAUACUUGGCUCACACAACUCAUGCCUGGCCACUGCUCCAUAAAGGGGGUAACAUCACAGUGCAGAGAGUCCCUUCGGUGCGUGUACCUACGAACUUCGCCAGCGUCGCCAAUCAAUACAUCAACGGAGCUCUCAAAACAACAAUUAGAAGAUUUUUGUCGACAUUCGCUAUCCACGCUACAGAAGAUUUCGAUAUACUGGCGGAUGGCUUUAAGGGUAUUGACUUUGAUUCCAAUCAUUUCUCACCCUCCAGCUCAAUCAAGGGUGUGAAAGUACCGUUAUUGAACAUGGGUAUGACCGGACACUGGGAAUAUCUCAAUGCAGAGAAAAUUCACAUGAAUGCCCCAGGAAACGAUACAGCUAUUGCGUUUGUUGAGGGUGCGACUCAUCUCAUCUACACAUGUGUGGCCUGUGAAUCUUAUCCCGGAGAAUUCGGGAACACGAUGACUACAACCUAUGACUUUAUGGCAUCUUGGCUUGCGAAGGAGGGCCGUUUCAUUCACUCUUAA